AUGGAUUCCAUCGAUCUUAGCCGGCUCGAUACCUACGCGCCAGGAUACAAGCCCAAUUACCCCCAUAGCCCCUCCAACACCACGGAUUGGCUGUCAACCCAGAGCAAUGCUUCUCACGUUAGGACCGCGCAACCUCCUCAAUUCUCAACCUGGCUACCAGGUACAAUGGCGAAGUUACCCCUGGAACUAGUCUAUAACCUCCUCGACCAAGUACUAAUCGGCCAAACCGACCGACUAACCCAUGGAAGUUUACAUGGCCUGCUCAGUCUUCGCGCAGCAAGCAAACAUACGAGAGCGAUGGUCACCUCGUAUAUGCAGAGCGACCUUAUACUAACUUACCUUCGACAGCAACUCUUUGAUCAGAAAGAUCCUCGCUGUGUCAAGUGGUAUCAAUGUCACCCAGAGGCAUUUAUGGCGCUAUUUGACCCUUCAAGCUCACAAAUAAGCCCUACCGCCACAAAAGAGCACCCAGGAAGCGACAUAAUCACCGAUAUCAUUGUCGACGACUGCCCCGAAUGUUUCGACGCUCUUUGCAGAAGCAUUGACGGUCUCGGAUCAGCUGACACAGGCUGUAACGAGAGCGGAUGGACAUUCAUCAGCAUCGCCAUCCGAUCCGGCUCUUACAGAAUGCUACAACGGUUCUUUCUCUCAGCUUGCAGUCCAUCUGGGUACGACCCACCCAGUCUCGUACUGAUGUCCGGUGCAAACUGCGUAGAAUCAGGGCCCACCAUCCUCGGGAUGCUGGCAUAUCAGCAGGACCCGGUAUUCGCUGAGAAGGUCCUUGAUUUAGUGGCGCCCAUCGUUCUCCAGGUUAGCAGGCCUAGUGCGUUGGCAUACGCUUUCACUUCUAGGGAGAAAGACAUGCUUUGCAAGUAUAUCACCCCUCGUACGGGGGAGUGGCUAACACAUCUAGGUAUCAAGUUGUGGGAGCGGACAUUAUACAGCAGUACCUCUUCCCGUCAUUCACUAGGCGCCUGGCACGCUGCCGUGCACAACGGGCCUGAAUUUAUGAAAUACUUGUAUAAAUAUAGCCCCACACACCUCAUCUUUUCUGGUAGUCUCCGGGGUGCAAUGCCGAUCGAUCAUGCUGUUUGGGCUAACAGACUGGAUUCCUUUAGAUGGCUUUUUGCCAAGUUUCAACUGGUGGAAAUCGUUUCCUACAGGAUGGCAAUCGAGAGACUGUUGCGGAUUGUCGCAAAUCACACAUCACCCGAGAGCGAAGUUAUGCUCGAGGAAAUUCUUCUUGGGCCAGGGCCGGACAAGGAUAAUUUCUAUGUGGCUGCGCUGCUCUUUAAGAAUAUUGCCCUCGGGUUGAAAGAAGCGGUGAUGAAACAGUCCGUUCGCUCAGAUAUGAACCAGAAAGACUUGGAUCGUUUCAGAGACGAACAUGAGCAGAUAGCUGUGCGGAAGUGUCUUGCAAUAUCUAGGGUCUUUUUUAACACUGGUCUUCCGAUGAAGGUACUUACCAAAGCACAGGCCAGCGCAGAACAUUUCGAUGCGGUUCUUAUGGCGAAACAAUUGGGGUUUGAGUAUUUGGAGAGCAAGCUUUACUCUUAUCAUCGGGUUUGA
Messenger RNA from Penicillium cosmopolitanum, 1569 nucleotides. RefSeq lists its product as uncharacterized. Lineage: Eukaryota; Fungi; Ascomycota; Eurotiomycetes; Eurotiales; Aspergillaceae. The coding region runs from base 1 to 1569 and encodes 522 amino acids. The transcript has a single exon. The record is from RefSeq and is a predicted model, not a curated record.